GUCAUGUUUCGUGCUUCAAUUUCCAGCUGAUGAUUUCAGUCUAUGUGCUUCAUUUCCCUUCAGCCCUUCAGCCUAUGUGCCGUGUUGCACGAUCUUGCCUACCUACCAAGCUUACCCAGACUACUUAUACAGUUUUUGUUGCGGCCCGUGCAACAGCCAUUAUCGCACACAUAUAAUUGCAUCAAACCGAUCUUGCUUUUGAGGCUAAACGCAGAUGACAUAUUGCCCACACUUCAAAGCUCAGGUCUCGAAACCCACGCACGACGGCAAAGUCGGCGGCCAACACAACGUCAACACAAAGUCCUGAACAUCCCUUCACAUCUCGGCGAUGCCUCGGAGGUCUGCAAAGGACAGGGAAGACACCAUAGUGGAGAUCACCCACAAGCAUGUGCCACGAGAGCUGGAGGACUUCCAGGUACAGAGGAGACAGCGCUUCGAGCGCUCCUACGAGAUGACCAUGGAUCAACCGACUAUUCCAGGGCCCAUCGAGGCUCACAUGCAGGACAUACUCGACGUGCGCUUCAAAAAUGAACGCUACGACCCGGAGAAGAUGAAAGAGUUGGCGGCCGAUGCAGCGGAGGAGAUAAAAAAACAUAUCAUUGAAGUGGCGUCCCAAAGAGUUCGAGUCGUCGUACACGUGAUGACAGGCGAGGCUACAGGACAGGCGGUGCGGGCCAUCACCCGCUGUCUCUGGGACCCGGAGAAGGACCGUUCCAUGCGCGCCGUCGUCGAGAAUCAGGAGCUGUUCGCGGUAGCGUCGGCGUUCGCGCUGUACUACGAGUGAGGCGCCGGCGGCAGCCCGCUGGCUGUCGGUGCUCUGCCGGACUUCUUGGUCCAUUUAGGGGAAUCAGGCGUAGGGUGCUUCAUGUUACCUACGCCCUAAAUAAAUCUCGAACGGAACCUGGAUAGCAAUAGUCGACCAUUAGAUGUGUGAGUGAUAUACGAAAUGGCCUUCUGUGCUGGAUUUCUGGUUCCGUGGCGACUCGCUUUGCCGUUCUGCAAAGCAUACCGCGUUAUUUGCUGGCGCGAUUGCGUCGUACCAUGCACGUGGAAAACAGUGACUGGGAAUGGGAGGGAGAUAGACUUAAAAAGCACAAAGGCAGAAAGAGGUGGCAAUGAAGGAGUGGCACUCAGACGCUGUUCAGCUUCACACGCUCAAUGGUAGCCUGUCCUUGCCACAUCAUCGCGAAAUAAACCACCGGAGACAAUGGCGAAAGCA
Molecule: messenger RNA, 1219 nt
Organism: Pollicipes pollicipes
Lineage: Eukaryota; Metazoa; Arthropoda; Thecostraca; Pollicipedomorpha; Pollicipedidae
Product: tctex1 domain-containing protein 1
Exons: 3
Coding region: 329-784 (151 amino acids)
Biological process (GO): microtubule-based movement
Cellular component (GO): cytoplasmic dynein complex; cytoplasm
Molecular function (GO): dynein intermediate chain binding
Source: RefSeq, a predicted model, not a curated record